AUACAUCGAGAGAAACGCAGGCAAAGGUCUGAACAAGCUUGACUUGAGAAGAGAUCGAUUCUCCAAAAACAACAAAAAGGAUCAAUUCAAUGGAGAUAAUAUAAAUAAAUAAAUAAAAUUGGAAGAAAAGAGGGAAGAGAUGGUGGUGUGGUUAACGUGCAAAGAAGGGAAAAAGGCAAGUAACGAAAACAGUACUUGCAAGGCACAGAUGCCAAUAUGAUCCUUUCUUCUUUCAGUUUCCUCCCCGUCCCUUGCCUUAUGCCAUAAUUUAUUCGAUGUUUUCUCUCCUCUUCAAAGUCUUUCUCUUCCCUCGUUUCACCACCUUUGUUGCUUUUAAAUUAUUCUCUUCCUUGCUUUUCCCUCCUUCACUUUGCUGUUUCCUUGCUCCAGUUUGGUUAAAAUAGUUGUGUUUCCUUGCUGUUUUUGUUGUGCAUUGAGUCUUUUUUUUUUAUCUUAUUGGCUCUGGGUGUCUCUGUUUUCGACUUCCAAGCUCCACUUUGCUGAUGUUUUUUCCUUCUUCCACUUGGCUCUGGGUUGUUGUUCUCUUGAGCAUUUGAUUUCUCGUGAUCUUCUUGGCUCUGGAGUUUUUUUUAUCUUCUCUUGGAGGGAAAACCUUUAGAUUGUUGGAAAUAAUUUUGUGAAAGUUGGAUUCGUUUGAAGAAAAUAAUUCUUGGUUUUAAUCAUCAUGCCAUCUGAAACAAUGGACCUGCAGAGUUUGUCUUCACCAUCUAUUUUCUCUGAUGAUAUGAAUUUUCCCACCGAGCGGCAGGUUGGAUUUUGGAAACUGGACCCCGUGCUUGAUCAGCGAGAGUGUAUGAAGCCGGUUACUCCAUCAACCGUGGAGAAAAUUAUUCCAGUGGAAAGUCACAUAACAAGAUACAUGGACAAUGCUGAGCCUUUCACCAAGCAGCACCCGAAAGUGAAUCCAUGCGUCAAUAGCCUUACAGUGGGAGCAGAUAGAGUUCUGAAUCAAUCACUGAAGUCGUCGAAACCUAUUUGCAGAGAUAAUGGGUUUCAUUCUGCAAAAGGAAACAAAGUCAAUACUAUGACUUCCCUGUUCGAGAACAGUCUUUUCUCGAACUCAUUUUCGGAGUUCUUCACUAGGAAGUUGAAUUUAUCUUCAGAAAAUGCUAUAUAUGGAAAUUCAAUUGAUACUAUUUCCUCUUCACACUAUGAGGAAGAGGAACCAUUCGAAUCCCUUGAAGAACUUGAGGCCCAAACCAUUGGAAACCUUCUUCCCGACGAUGAUGACUUGUUUUCGGGAGUGACCAAUGGACUCGAUUUUGUUUUCCAACCAUAUGGUGCAGAGUAUACAGAAGAGUCAGAUGUUUUCAGCAGUGUUGGAGGGAUGGAUUUAGGAGAUGAUGGUCCCACUGUUGUGCGAAAAAACGAGAAAAGUCACCUGGGAUUAUUUAAUGGUUCAGCAGGAGAACACCCUUCCAGAACACUUCUUGUGAGAAACAUAAACAUUGAUGUUGAAGAAUCUGAAUUGAAGGCCAUUUUUGAGCAAUAUGGUGAAAUUCACUCUCUUGACACAGCUUGCAAGCAUCUUGGUUUCGUUAUGAUCUCGUAUUAUGAUAUUAGAGCAGCACAAAAGGCAAUGGACGCACUCCAAGAUAGACCAUUGAGGUGCAGGAAACUUGACAUUUGUUACUCGAUCCCAAAGGAUGAAAACCAAGGCAGUAUCGUUGUAUUUAACCUUAAUUCAACUGUUUCAAAUGACAAAAAUCGUCGCAUAUUUGGUGCUCAUGGAGAAAUCGAGGAGAUCAACCAAACACCAAAAAAUCACAAAUUCAUCGAGUUUUACAAUGUCAGAGCUGCUGAGGCUGCUCUUCAUGUAUUGAACAAGAGUGAAAUUGCUGGGAAUCAAGUUGAGGUUGAGCUUAGCCAUCCCGAGAGUUCAAGAAGAUGUUCUGCACAACCACUUCCUUCAGCGCAGCAAGAUGAAUGGUACCGUUACGAGCAUCCACAUAGUCCCCCUACUGAUGCAAAUUUGGCUGUCGGGCCAAACUCAUCAAAUAACAUGGAUGUUGGAACUAGUUCGGGGUUGAACUCUGCUAUAAAAGCCCCGUUUUCGGAAUCAACAAUUCCUUAUGGUAUCUCUCCCAUUGUUUCUAACGGUUUAACCUCCAUGGGAUCAACAGGCCAUCAAUCAGUCAUGGCUGAGUCAGGUCACUUGCAAAUGAAACUUGAUGUCCAAGAUGCACCGGCUUUUAAUCCUCGUCCGCUACCGGAGUAUCAAAAUGGUUUAAGUAGAGCUGUUCACUCCAAUUCUUCAGGUCCCUGGGCUGGAAACAUUAAUUCCAAACCACUGGAAAUAAUUGAUAAUAAGCCAUUGUCUAGAAUUGGCUCAACUGAGAACUUAUUUGAAUUCAGUAAUGCUGGCUUUCGAUCUGCUGGAAAUGGGAGCCAUCUUCUUCCCGGACAUUCGUAUUCAUGGAGUAACUCUUAUCAGCCUGAGCCUCCAAGUAUGACAUGGCCUAACUCACCUCCCUUAGUUAAUGGAAUUUAUGCUGCACAUCCCAAGGCACAGCUUGACGGACUUCCUACGACUCAUUCGCUGAACACUGGUGUACCUAUAAUUAAUUACCAUGUUGGAUCCGCACCAACUGUUAACCCAUCUCUCUGGGACUGGCGACAUGCUUAUGGAGAUGAAUCUGCUAAUACCUGUUUUCAUCCAGGUUCUCUUGGCAGUAUGAGAGGACUGCAAAUGUUUCACUCAAGGUCCUCGGUGUACAACAGGAGAGGGCAAAGCAUUCCGAUUAUGAGAGCAGUUGAUUCUUCUCAUGAUCAUGUUAGAAGCCGGAGGAAUGAAGGAAGUAUGAAUCAGGCUGACAAGAAGCAAUACGAACUUGACAUUGAACGUAUAAUACAAGGGGAAGACAAGCGAACAACACUCAUGUUGAAGAACAUUCCUAACAAGUACACCUCAAAUAUGCUUUUGGCUGCAAUCAACGAACGUGGCGGAGGAACAUAUGAUUUUGUUUAUUUGCCAAUUGAUUUCAAGAAUAAAUGCAAUGUUGGAUAUGCAUUUGUCAACAUGAUUGAACCUAGUCAAGUCAUUGCAUUUUAUCAGGCAUUCAACGGGAAGAAAUGGGAGAAGUUCAACAGUGAAAAGGUGGCAUCACUUGCUUAUGCUCGUAUACAAGGAAAAGCAGCCCUUAUUGCGCAUUUUCAGAACUCGAGCUUGAUGAAUGAGGAUAAGAGAUGCCGGCCUAUACUCUUCAACACCGAUGGUCCUAAUGCAGGCGAUCAGGUGCCAUUUCCGGUGGCGGCUAAUGUUCGAACAAGGCUCGGACGAGCUCGUUCAGAUGAAAGCCCUUCGAGUUCAGAAAACGAAGAAACUUGUUCUCCGAAGGGGUCGGACUAGCAAAGGCUGGUUUCUUUCGGCCGGAACUAAC
Hibiscus syriacus is the source of this 3401-nucleotide messenger RNA. Its product is annotated as protein MEI2-like 4. Bases 686 to 3370 code for a protein of 894 amino acids. The record is from RefSeq and is a predicted model, not a curated record. Gene Ontology annotation, molecular function: RNA binding. The transcript has 17 exons. Lineage: Eukaryota; Viridiplantae; Streptophyta; Magnoliopsida; Malvales; Malvaceae.